Messenger RNA from Canis lupus familiaris (dog), 1688 nucleotides. RefSeq names its product vascular endothelial growth factor C (gene VEGFC). The transcript is spliced from 7 exons. The record is from RefSeq and is a predicted model, not a curated record. NCBI's taxonomy places the organism in Eukaryota, Metazoa, Chordata, Mammalia, Carnivora, Canidae. The coding region runs from base 29 to 1288 and encodes 419 amino acids. Gene Ontology annotation, biological process: vascular endothelial growth factor receptor signaling pathway; positive regulation of mast cell chemotaxis; positive regulation of protein phosphorylation. Gene Ontology annotation, molecular function: vascular endothelial growth factor receptor 3 binding; chemoattractant activity; growth factor activity. Gene Ontology annotation, cellular component: membrane.
CCCGGCCGCGCGCCCCGCUCCUUCCACCAUGCACUUGCUGGGCUUCUGGUCUCUGGCGUGUUCCCUGCUCGCCGCUGCGCUGCUGCCGGGGCCCCGCGACGCGCCCGCCGCCGCCGCCGCCUUCGAAUCGGGACUCGGCUUCUCCGACGCGGAGCCCGACGCGGGCGAGGCCCAGGCGUAUGCAGGCAAAGAUUUGGAGGAACAGUUGCGAUCAGCGUCCAGUGUAGAUGAACUCAUGACCGUACUCUACCCAGAAUAUUGGAAAAUGUACAAGUGUCAGUUAAGGAAAGGCGGCUGGCAGCGUAAUAAAGAACAGCCCAACAUCAGUGCAAGAACAGAAGAGACUAUAAAAUUUGCUGCAGCACAUUAUAAUGCAGAGAUCUUGAAAAGUAUUGAUAAUGAGUGGAGAAAAACUCAGUGCAUACCACGUGAGGUGUGUAUAGAUGUGGGGAAGGAGUUUGGAGCAGCAACAAACACCUUCUUUAAACCUCCAUGUGUGUCCGUCUACAGAUGUGGUGGCUGCUGUAACAGCGAGGGCCUACAGUGUAUGAACACCAGCACAAGCCACCUCAGCAAGACGUUGUUUGAAAUUACAGUGCCUCUCUCUCAAGGCCCCAAACCAGUAACAAUCAGUUUUGCCAAUCACACUUCCUGCCGAUGCAUGUCUAAACUGGACGUUUACAGACAAGUUCAUUCCAUUAUUAGACGUUCCCUGCCAGCAACACUACCACAGUGCCAAGCUGCAAACAAGACUUGCCCCACAAAUUACAUCUGGAAUAAUCAUCUCUGCAGAUGCCUGGCUCAGCAAGAUUUUAUUUUUGCCUCAAAUUCUGGAGAUGACUCUACAGAUGGAUUCCAUGACAUCUGUGGACCUAACAAGGAGCUAGAUGAAGAAACGUGUCAGUGUGUCUGCAGAGGGGGGCUCCGGCCUUCCAGCUGUGGACCCCACAAGGAACUAGACAGAAACUCCUGCCAGUGUGUCUGUAAAAACAAACUGUUACCCAACUCGUGUGGGGCCAACAGAGAAUUUGAUGAAAACACGUGCCAGUGCGUAUGUAAAAGAACCUGCCCAAGAAAUCAACCCCUAAACCCUGGAAAAUGUGCCUGUGAGUGUACAGAAAAUUCACAGAAAUGCUUCUUAAAAGGAAAGAAAUUUCAACAUCAAACAUGCAGCUGUUACAGAAGACCGUGUACAAACCGACUGAGGCAUUGUGAGCAAGGACUUAUAUUUAGUGAAGAAGUAUGUCGCUGUGUCCCUUCAUACUGGAAAAGACCACAGAUGAACUAAGACUGUACUGUUUUCCAGUUUGCCAUUUCUUUAUCUUGGAAAACCGUGUUGCCACAUUAGAACUAUCUGUGAACACAGAGACCUUGGUGGGACCAUGGAGACAGAGACAGAAGUCAGUGUUUGCUGACCUGUGUGGAUAACUUUACAGAAACGGACUGGAGCUCAUCUGCAAAAGACCUCUUUUAAUGACUGGUUUUUCUGCCAAUGACCAGACAGCUGAGGUUUUUCUCUUGUGAUUAAAAAAAAAAAAUAAUGACUAUAUAAUUUAUUUCCACUAAAAAUAUUGUUUCUGCAUUCAUGUUUAUAGCAAUAACAAUUGGUAAAGCUCACUGUGAUCAAUAUUUUUAUAUCAUGCAAAAUAUGUUUAAAAUAAAAUGAAAAUUGUAUUAUAAACUGGAAA